Striga hermonthica is the source of this 1605-nucleotide messenger RNA. Lineage: Eukaryota; Viridiplantae; Streptophyta; Magnoliopsida; Lamiales; Orobanchaceae. The record is from the annotation of a GenBank genome assembly.
AUGGUGUUUAGAAGAGGCGCGCAGUGUGAUAUGUUGCUCAUGGGAAGAGAUAAAAUUCCAGUAGUUUUUGGGGUUUUAUUGCUAUUGUUCUCUGUGGGAGAAAAUAAUCGGGUGAGAGCGUCGAUCCAUGAGUACAAGAACGAAGCUUUCAUCCGUCGUUUCAAUUCCUACUUCUUCCAUGGCGGCAGCGAGGGGCUCUACGCGUCCAAGAUCAUUGACCCGCCCAAAGCAGCGGCUAACGAUGAUAGCAACAAACCCCUCAAUGGAAAAUCGUUCAUUAGGUUCGAAUCAAUCACAUUUAGAAGGCCAAAGGAGGUAGCCAGCAAGCAAAACGCCAUGCAACAAAGUACUGGAGUUGUUGAGGCCAUAAUCGUCGAGGUCAAAGAUAGUGACAGAAUCGGUAAAGCUUUCCAGAACUCCAACGCCAUAUGUUGCGACCCUUCCCUCGCCAAAGACGGAUUUUGCAAAGUUGGUGAGGUUAUCAUCCAUCAAGAUCCCCAAAACCCGGAAUGGCCGAAAAGGCUACAAACAUCAUUCGAGGGCAACAAUGAGGAGGCUAAAAUGGUGCUCCAAACAGUCGAGAUAAACAAAACCGGGAUGUACUAUCUUUAUUUCAUGGUCUGUGAUCCUGAACUAAAGGGGACCUUAAUUAGCGGCCGAACAGUCUGGAGAAAUCCCGCUGGUUAUUUACCAGGCAAAAUGGCUCCACUAGUGACUUUUUAUGGGUUCAUGUCAUUAGCUUACCUUGCUCUUGGCCUGUUAUGGUUUGUGAGGUUUGUUCAACACUGGAAGGAUAUAAUAUAUCUGCAUUAUCAAAUAACGGCUGUUAUUGGACUAGGAAUGUGCGAGAUGGCUUUUUGGUAUUACGAGUAUGCUAAUUUUAAUGCGACUGGAACUAGACCAAUCGGGAUAACUCUUUGGGCAGUUACUUUUACUGCAAUCAAGAAAACUGUGUCUAGACUUCUUCUGCUUGUGGUUUCAAUGGGUUAUGGUGUUAUGAGGCCGACAUUGGGGGGCAUAACCUCGAAAGUGAUUCUUCUUGGCGUGGUGUAUUUCUUUGCAUCAGAAGCCCUUGAGCUCGUCGAGCAUUUGGGGAAUAUAAAUGAUUUUUCGGGGAAAGCUAGGCUCUUUUUGGUUCUACCGGUAGCACUUUUGGAUGCGUGUUUUAUCAUGUGGAUCUUUUCAUCGUUAUCCAAAACACUAGAGAAGCUUCAGAUACGGAGAAGCAUGGCCAAACUUGAGCUUUACCGAAAGUUUACCAAUGCUCUGGCUGUAUCUGUUCUGCUUUCUGUUGCUUGGAUUGGAUAUGAGUUGUAUUUCAACGCCAGUGACCCGUUGAGUGAGUUGUGGAGACGAGCAUGGAUAAUCCCAGGUUUCUGGACUUUGCUUGCCUUUGUGUUAUUGGUUGUUAUAUGCAUCCUAUUAGCUCCUUCGCAUAACCCUCUCAGGUAUGCGUAUGAGACUGGUGACGAUGAUGAAGAGGGUUCAUCACUAACAGGAGCAAGCGUUAUAGUGGCUGGCGAUUUGAAAGAAAGGAAAGUUUCCAUCACAUCUGAUCAUGUGUUUGGGCUAGUCGAGGAUUUGGAGGAGGACAAAAGGGAAUAA